CAGCAGCAGAGCAGUUGCAGCGCAGUCAAAGUGGGCAGACGGAACGACGCGGAUCAGGAAAACUAGUGGUGGUGAAAAUGUUCACGCAAUUUUUUAAUUAAGGAGAAAAUAAAUAAAUUCUAUAAAAAUAAUGUAGAAAAUAUCGCAAUAACCCAGAGGAUGAAUAAAGUGAAUGUUAGCGGCGGCUAAAAACAUCACCCCCCAGCAGACGACGUCCACUGUCUUCAACUUGUGCGUGCCAAAAAAUGAUAAAAAUAGAAAAUUAGUGCAACAUCGGUGAAAAAAAAUGAAAUAAGCCACAAUACGCAAAAUACGCUUAAUUAUUCAAUAAAACCACCAUCACAAUCAUCAAUACAACUCUUCGCUAGUCGGCGUCAGUCGGUCGGUCACUGGAUCCAUCGAUCGGGCGAUCGUUGGUCAGUCACUGGUUUUCGUUCGUUAAGUCCUUCCUUUGGUCCGUUGCCAAAAAUAAAAACUCCACUGUAACGUGCUCGGAGUGAGCUAUAUGGUUUUGUGUCUGCAGUGAAGGCGUUCGGUCGGUCCAGUCGGUUGGGUCCAGUCGGUCGGAAGUUUAUGCAGCUCUGAAUGUCUUUAUGCUUUAAUCAUGGUGAAAUUGACCACCGACACAAUACGCUACCACAUUAGAAUCUUUCUGAUUACAAAUCAUGACAGAAGGACAUGAAAGCGACUUCUUAGUUACAGUACGCGCACAGGUUAUGACCAGAGACGAAAGCACCGAGGGUUGGUUACCACUCGCCGGGGGUGGUUUGGCAAAUGUUUCAAUACGGAAACGUGCUAGACUAUCCCCUGGCGCCGCUGGACAUGAAUAUAUCAUCUAUGGCCAAAGAAUCUCUGAUCAAAGUGUAAUUUUAAGCUGUGUCAUAAAUCGUGAUCUGAAGUAUUACAAAGUGAUGCCCACAUUUCAUCACUGGCGUGCUGGUAAACAACGCAAUGGUCUCACUUUUCAAACGGCUGCCGAUGCGCGCGCCUUCGACAAAGGCGUUUUGCGCGCCUACAAUGAAUUAAUUGAUGGCCUGGCCAAAUCUAAUCCAUCAAUAAUAUGUCCGCCACUCACCAAAUACGACUCUGUUGGCGAAGACGACGUUUUUAUGACCUUAGAUCUACCCGUCGAAGCCGACUGCAUACAAAAGUCAUAUUCAAGUCCCGAAGGCAGUGAAAAAAGUCACAAAAGUAUUAGUGUCGAUCGUGGUGAACGCAUUAGUCAGAAGAGCGAAUUGGAUAGGUCCACAGAUGGUAAGGCCACCAUUCACUACAUAUCGAAUGAGAAGUCAUGCAGCUUGCAAGCGCCACCACCGCCAGCAUUGCUAAGUGCAACAACUGUCGGUGGCAAUGGCAACAAUGGUGCAGGCAAUAAUAACAACUGCAACCUGGUAACUACCACCACAGUGAGCGCUGCCAUUAUAUCGCCACCUAUCACCACCGUUUCGUCGAGUCAGUUUGAAGCGCCACCACCAUCGCUGCCAACAGCCAUUGCGACCAGUGAGAAUUACUCCUACGUGCAGCUGACAGCGGUCCACGACUACAAUUAUCCGGUUGUCGAUCAGCCGGCUGGCGCGCAGGUGCUUAACGCACGUCGCGAGUCGAUUAGCGCGCUAAAGAAACGCAACGCUUUGGAAGCUGCACAAGCACUGGCCGCUGCUCAGUCCUCACCUAUUGCCGCCGGUGUGAUACUUAAGGAUCCUGCCAGCAAUGUGGACAUGAUCAAGAAGAGCCAACGUGCGCGUUGUCGCUACUGUCACGAACUCUACAAUGAUGAGUGGAACGGGAAGGGUGCAUGUGAAUUUGCGCCCGAUCGCUUCCGUUCGGCAUUCGAGUGUAUUUCGGGAAUCGGUUGUGCGCGUUGUAUGAUUUAUCAUUGUAUGAGCGAUGCCGAGGGUGAAACUCCACAACAUCCCUGUGAGUGCGUCAAUGAAGCAGGUUGCACUAAGCGUUGGCUCGGGCUAACACUGCUAUCAUUGCUCGUACCCUGCCUUUGGUGUUAUCCGCCGCUGCGCGCCUGCCAUUGGCUGGGAGUAUCAUGCGGCGUGUGCGGCGGCCGACACAAACCACAAGUCUGACAUUUGGAGGGGCGAUUGCAACAACAAUUCGACAAUGGCUACGUUUACGGCUACGAGGUGGAAGCUGAUGUUAUGAAUUCAGACAGUUAUGAUUAUGAUGGCAACGGCAUUGGCGACUUGGAUGAUCACUACGAUUGUUAUAAUUACAGUUACAAUUUCAACCAAUACAAUUACAAUAAUUACAGCUACAAUUACAAUACUUACAACCAACAAAAACCACUACGACAGCAGCAAAAGCAUGCGCUAACAACAAACGCUGGUGGUGGCAGCACACUAACGCAACAAUUCGAGCAAUGGCAUCUUAGCGACGAUGCCAUUAUAGCAAAGGAACAGGAGAAAAUUAUUAAGCAAAGAUUGAAGCAGCAAAAGAAAGAAAAGAAGAAGAAGCUAAGGGCACAACAACAACAAAUGCAAGCGCCAUUGCACUACGCGCUGCAGCAGGCGCGACCCACAGCGCAGCAGAACGACUAUGGGCGCUUGCUGUUUUAAUUUGAUUUGUUCGGUUUGUUUUUUGUUGGCACUAAGAUAAUUUUUACUUGCAAAUGGAGUGAUUUUUUAUCCCCUAUUUUUGUAUUCGAAUUGCAUUUAUCAAAGUUUUUAAUGAAUUUAUUUAUUUAAGUUGCGAAAAGGAUACAAAUUAAAUUUAUAACGCUCAAAUAUUUGUGUUUGGCUAUACUUGAUAAUUUUUGGAUCGCUUUUACUGCUUUAUUUUAGAAGCAAAGUCACAGUUAUGCGUUCACAACGCACUUCCUACAGGGCUAGCGAAUGUAUUUUAAAAAUUGUGUCGUUUUGUCAAUGAUAACUGAUGAAUUCAUACAUACUUACUCCACUGUCUUUUCGCAUAAAUGAUUUUUUUUAACGCGUUCAAUAUUUUUUUAGUACCUA
Messenger RNA from Rhagoletis zephyria (snowberry fruit fly), 2963 nucleotides. It is a transcript of the gene Spred, whose product is annotated as Sprouty-related protein with EVH-1 domain. Gene Ontology annotation, molecular function: protein kinase binding. NCBI's taxonomy places the organism in Eukaryota, Metazoa, Arthropoda, Insecta, Diptera, Tephritidae. Gene Ontology annotation, cellular component: membrane. Gene Ontology annotation, biological process: negative regulation of MAPK cascade; multicellular organism development. The record is from RefSeq and is a predicted model, not a curated record.